AUGGCCUUUUUUGCACGAACAAACACAGCACGAACACUUUCCAAAGUCAUUGCACCCGUCAAAUCUCAAUUGACAGGCUUCCCUAACCGCUCAUAUACAACCGUCUCAAAGAACCUGCCGACAAGGUCACCGACAUCGAUUGUCCCACCCAAGGUCCUCGGAACUGUUGCCGUCACAGCUGCCGUUGCAUUCUGGAGUCAAACCACUGGCGCACAAGCCGAGUGCGAGUCAAAAAAGGUCUCUAAGACACCUGAGAGUACAGCCGAGGAGGAUAAACAACGUAAAUUAGAUGGAUUGACAAAGGACUCGCCAAUGCGACUCCGCAUGGAGGAGUUUGUCAAGAGGCUUCAGAUCGAGAUCACAUCCGAGUUGGAGAAACUCGACGGUAAAGCCAAGUUCAAGGUCGACCGGUGGACACGGCCCGAGGGCGGAGACGGUAUCUCGAUGGUGAUGCAGGAGGGAGCUGUCUUUGAGAAGGCCGGCGUCGCAGUCUCGGUCGUCUAUGGUAUGCUCCCCCCAGCAGCCAUUGCACAAAUGCGUGCCAAGCAUCCCAACAUUGCCGACACCAAGGAGCCUAUGCCCUUCUUUGUCACGGGUAUCUCCUCCGUCAUCCACCCCAACAACCCCAACGCGCCCACGGUUCAUUUCAACUACCGGUACUUUGAGCUCGGAGCUCAGGACGAGAACGGUAAACCAGUGUCGUGGUGGUUCGGUGGCGGAUCUGACUUGACACCCGCGAUCCUCUAUGAGGAGGAUGCAGUCCACUUCCAUGAAGUGAUCAAGGAGGCCUGCGACAAGCACGACCCUCGAUACUACCCAGACUUCAAGAAAUGGUGCGACGAGUACUUUUACAUUCCCCACCGUCAAGAACACCGCGGGAUCGGUGGUAUCUUUUUCGAUGACCUCGACAACAAGUCGCCCGAGGAACUGUUUGGAUUUGUCCAGAGCUGUGGCCAUGCCUUCUUGAAGCAGUAUAUCCCAAUUAUGGAGAAGCGCAAGGACUUGCCCUUCACGGAGGAGGACAGGCAUUGGCAGCAGCUUCGUCGUGGUCGGUAUGUCGAGUUUAACCUGGUGUAUGACCGCGGUACCAAGUUUGGAUUGUUGACCCCCGGGGCGAGGACGGAGAGUAUUUUGAUGACGAUGCCGUUGACGGCGCGGUGGGAGUACAUGCACGAGCCUGAUGUGCAGGCCCACAGCAAGCUCAUGGAUGCGCUCCGUGUCCCCAGGGACUGGGUCCCGUUUUCUCGUCCUCCCUCGACGAGAAGUAAAAUCACCUCCAAGCGAAUCCCUGCUAACCACAGGUACAAGAUUGAGAAGCGUGUGAAGGACCAUCACCGCAAGCUCCGCAAGGGUGCCAAGGCCAACCCCAACGCUCAGUACAAGAACAAGAAGGACCCCGGUAUUCCCAACAACUUCCCCUUCAAGGAGCAGAUUCUUCAGCAGAUUGCCGACCAAAAGAUGAAGGAGCAGGAGGCGAAGGACCAGGCUAAGGAGGUCCGUCGUAAGGCUGCCGAGAAGGCCCGCAAGGCUAACAAGGCCAGAAACACCAACCCCACAGAUGCAGAGGCAGCACCAACACCAGCAGCAGAGAAGAAGGAUAAGAAGAGGAAGGCUGCCGCAGUGGAGGGUGAUGAUGAGGAGGCACCUACUUUGGUUCUUUCCAAGGCUGCUCAGCGCAAGGCAGAGAAGGCAUCAACGACAACACCAGCGGCAACAAAGAAGACCAAGACUGCGGCGGCUACCAAGAAGGCUGGAAAGAAGCAGAAGGAGGAGGGGGUUGAGGAUGCUCCUUAUAACUUUGCUGAGCACUUUGCUCCCGCCGAGCAGGACGAGGAGGAGGAGUAA
Molecule: messenger RNA, 1845 nt
Organism: Linnemannia hyalina
Lineage: Eukaryota; Fungi; Mortierellomycota; Mortierellomycetes; Mortierellales; Mortierellaceae
Source: the annotation of a GenBank genome assembly